GAGAGAGAGAGAGAGAGAGAGAGAGAGAGAGAGAGAGAGAGACGCCUCUGUUCUCCCCUACUCCACUGGACUUUAUGCAUUGAACGGGCGCGAGACAUUCCCUGCCGCUAUGUGAGCAGUCAUCGGGAUACUGAGCACGCAGCUAUCGGUGAGCCGCUAUCUAUUCCCCGACCCGGUAGCGUUGCCGUCAGGCGAACCUUCUUUUUUAACGUCAUUUCUCGGGUCGGAAGCUCGCCUUGGAAUCCAACUGCAGUAUUCGUUGGCACCACAAACCCCCCUCUUUCGUUAAUUGGGAAGAUAUUCCCACCCAGCCGUGUGUGUUGUGUGGACUGUAAGCGCGCCAAAGGACCCUCCGCACUGGACGCUCGUGCGGUUUGUUCGCGCGACUUGUGACAUAUGGAGUAGAAAUACAAGCUACAAGUGGGAUGUGAUUCUCUGGGGGUUUCCCCUCUCAUUGACAAGGCCAAGUACACUUUAAUAGGCCUUUAUGCUGUCGGUCCCAUCGUGCUGUGAGAGGAACCGCUCCCCGCCAGACCGUCUGGGCUCAGCAGGAAGUGCCGUUGCAUUAACUUCCAGGUCAACGUCAGAGGUCAUGUGGUCCACACGCCUGCUCUUCCUGUGUUCCCUGUUUGGACCGCUGGCCCUCGUGUGCGGCCGCGCCCCCAUCCCCAUGGCGGUGGUGCGGAGGGAGCUGUCCUGUGAGUCCUACCCCAUCGAGCUGCGCUGCCCCGGGACCGACGUCAUCAUGAUCGAGAGCGCCAACUACGGCCGCACCGACGACAAGAUCUGCGACUCGGACCCGGCCCAGAUGGAGAACACUCGCUGCUACCUACCCGAUGCCUACAAGAUCAUGUCACUCAGAUGCAACAACCGCACCCAGUGUGCCGUGGUGGCGGGGCCUGACGUCUUUCCGGACCCCUGUCCUGGAACGUACAAGUACCUGGAGGUCCAGUACGAGUGUGUCCCAUACAAAGUCGAACAGAAAGUGUUCCUGUGCCCGGGCAUCCUGCGGGGGGUGUACCAGAGCGAGCACCUCUUCGAGUCGGACCACCAGUCGGGCGCCUGGUGCAAGGAUCCCCUGCAGGCCUCGGACAAGAUCUACUACAUGCCCUGGACGCCCUACCGCACGGACACGCUGACCGAGUACUCCUCCAAGGAGGACUUCAUCGCGGGCCGUCCCACCACCACCUACAAGCUGCCGCACCGCGUGGACGGCACGGGCUUCGUGGUGUACGACGGCGCGCUCUUCUUCAACAAGGAGCGCACGCGCAACAUCGUCAAGUUCGACCUGCGCACGCGCAUCAAGAGCGGCGAGGCCAUCAUCGCCAACGCCAACUACCACGACACCUCGCCGUACCGCUGGGGCGGCAAGUCGGACAUCGACCUGGCGGUGGACGAGAACGGCCUGUGGGUGAUCUACGCCACCGAGCAGAACAACGGCCGCAUGGUGGUGAGCCAGCUCAACCCCUACACGCUGCGCAUCGAGGGCUCCUGGGACACCAGCUACGACAAGCGCACGGCCUCCAACGCCUUCAUGAUCUGCGGCGUGCUGUACGUGGUGAAGACGGUGUACGAGGACGACGACAAUGAGGGCACGGGCAACAAGAUCGACUACAUGUACAACACGGACAAGAGCAAGGAGACGGUGCUGAGCAUCUCCUUCCCCAACUCCUACCAGUACAUCGCCGCCGUGGAUUACAACCCGCGCGACAACCUGCUGUACGUUUGGAACAACUACCACGUGGUCAAGUACUCGCUGGACUUCGGCAACAACGACUACCGUCCCCCCAUGGUCCCCGCCAUCCGAGGGGGCGGAGGUGCUGGCGGGGGCUCGUCGUCCUCCUCCUCCACCGGCCGCACCAGCACCACCCGCGUCCCCCCCUACUACACCACCCCCCGGCCCCUGCUCACCACCUCCCCGGGCCAGCGCUACCGCACCACCACCACCGUGCGGCAGCCCACCCUGCAGCCGGGCGCCGGGGGAGGGGGCGCAGACACCAACCAGAUCCCGGACACCAACCAGAAGGCGGGCGGGCGGUACCCUCCCGUCCAGGCACCCCCCGCCGUGGCACAGCAUCCCCCCGCCCCGCCCCCACAGCCCCCCGUGCUGCCCCCCCUGCCGCCGCCGCCCCAGGACUUCUGCAGCCCCCGGGUCACGGCCGACGUGUCGUGGCCCCGGACCCAGCAGGGCCAGCGGGCCAAGCAGCCCUGUCCCGUUGGAACUCUGGGUGUGGCCACAUACGUGUGCGUAGCCAAGCUGGGUUACUGGGAUCCCCAAGGCCCUGACCUCAGCAACUGCACGUCACCCUGGGUCAAUCACAUCAUGCAGAAGCUGCGUUCGGGGGAGACGGCGGCCAUCGUGGCCAAGGAGCUGGCGGAGCAGACCAAGGGGCUGCUGCGGCCGGGGGACGUGCCCUCCACCGUGCGGGCCAUGGCCCAGCUGGUGGAGCUGCUGGACGUCCAGCUCAGGAACCUCACGCCCGGCGGCAAGGACAGCGCCGCCCGCAGCCUCACCAAGCUCCAGAAGAGAGAGAGGUCCUGCCGGUUUUUCACGCAGGCGAUGGUGGACACGGUGAACAACCUGCUGCAGCCGCGCGCCCAGGCCGCUUGGAAGGAGCUGCCCACCAGCGAGCAGCUGCACUCGGCCACGCUGCUGCUGGACACGGUGGAGGCUGGGGCCUUUAUGCUGGCCGACAACCUGCUGAAGACCGACACCAUCCAGGAGACGGCCGAGAACAUCCAGCUGGAGGUGGCGAGACUCAGCACGGACGGGAACCUGGCAGACGUGACGUUCCCUCAGUCUGAACUACAUGGAAACUCCAUCCAACUGUCAGCCAGCACUCUCAAACAACACGGACGCAACGGGGAGAUCCGGAUGGCCUUCGUCCUGUACAGGAACCUGGGCGCCUACCUGUCGACGGAGAACGCCAGCGUGCGUCUGGGCAGCGAGUCCAUCUACCCCAACUACUCGGUGAUCGUAAACUCUCCGGUCAUCACUGCCUCCAUCAACAAGGAGAGCAAGGUGUACCUGUCGGAGCCCGUGGUCUUCACGGUCAAACACCUGCAGCAUUCUGAGGAGAACUUCAACCCCAACUGCUCCUUCUGGAGCUACUCCAAGCGCUCCAUGACGGGUUUCUGGUCCACACAGGACUGCCGCCUGCUCGCCACCAACCGCACGCACACCAGCUGCUCCUGCACGCACCUGACCAGCUUCGCUGUGCUCAUGGCCCACGUGGAGGUCAAGAAAGCGGACAGCAUGCACGACCUGCUGCUGGACGUCAUCACCUGGGUGGGCAUCCUGCUGUCCCUGGUCUGCCUGCUCAUCUGCAUCUUCACCUUCUGCUUCUUCCGCGGGCUGCAGAGCGACCGCAACACCAUCCAUAAGAACCUGUGCAUCAGCCUCUUCAUCGCCGAGUCCCUGUUCCUGGUCGGCAUCAACCGGGCCGACCAACCGAUUGCUUGUGCGGUGUUUGCGGCGCUGCUGCACUUCUUCUUCCUGGCGGCGUUCACCUGGAUGUUCCUGGAGGGUGUGCAGCUGUACAUCAUGCUGGUGGAGGUGUUUGAGAGCGAACACUCACGCACCAAAUACUUCUACCUGGCCGGCUACGGCGUGCCUGCCAUCAUCGUGGCUGUGUCGGCCGCCGUGGACUACCGCAGCUACGGGACCGACCGAGU
Messenger RNA from Gadus morhua (Atlantic cod), 3675 nucleotides. RefSeq names its product adhesion G protein-coupled receptor L3.1 (gene adgrl3.1). Gene Ontology annotation, molecular function: carbohydrate binding; G protein-coupled receptor activity. Gene Ontology annotation, biological process: adenylate cyclase-activating G protein-coupled receptor signaling pathway; cell surface receptor signaling pathway. The record is from RefSeq and is a predicted model, not a curated record. NCBI's taxonomy places the organism in Eukaryota, Metazoa, Chordata, Actinopteri, Gadiformes, Gadidae. Gene Ontology annotation, cellular component: plasma membrane.